This is a messenger RNA of Monomorium pharaonis (pharaoh ant), 3924 nucleotides long. RefSeq names its product cyclin-G-associated kinase (gene aux). The record is from RefSeq and is a predicted model, not a curated record. The transcript is spliced from 7 exons. NCBI's taxonomy places the organism in Eukaryota, Metazoa, Arthropoda, Insecta, Hymenoptera, Formicidae. Bases 1 to 3534 code for a protein of 1177 amino acids. Gene Ontology annotation, molecular function: ATP binding; protein serine/threonine kinase activity; AP-2 adaptor complex binding. Gene Ontology annotation, cellular component: cytoplasm. Gene Ontology annotation, biological process: regulation of clathrin-dependent endocytosis; positive regulation of Notch signaling pathway; protein phosphorylation.
AUGUCGGACUACCUGAGGUCCGCGCUCGGGUACCUGAACGGUGGCACCAGCGGCAACGAGUACGUUGGCCAGACGCUGGACAUCAACAACGUGAAGCUAAGGGUGACACGACUGAUCGCCGAGGGUGGAUGGGCAUUGGUGUUUGCGGUAGAAGAUGUCACUACAGGAAAAGAAUAUGCACUUAAGAGACUUAUCGCCGCCGAUGAAGAUGCAAACAGAGCCAUUAUACAAGAGAUAGAAACGUUGAAGAGACUGGCGAAUCAUCCAAAUAUUAUACAGUUUUUGUAUGCUCAACGGUUGGAGCGAGGGGAGCGUAAGGGAUAUGAAUACCUGGUCGUUACUGAGCUAUGUCCUGGCGGUACGGUAGCCGAUAUACUCAGGAGCGUGUCUGUAAACACGCUGACUCUCGCCCAGGUGUGUAAGAUAGCCUAUCAAGCGACGCGUGCGGUGCAUCACAUGCACAGCCAGCAGCCAGAACCUUUGGUGCAUCGGGACAUCAAGCUGGAGAAUUUUUUGCUCGGGAGAGACGGCCUCGUGAAACUUUGUGACUUUGGUAGCGCCACAACACAGCAGAUAUUACCGGAUCCAUCAUGGAAUGCUCAAAAACGUGCUACUCUGGAGGAUCAGAUGGCCAAGUACACGACCCCUAUGUAUCGCGCCCCGGAAAUGAUGGACACAUGGAACAAUGAACCUAUAGGACCUCCGGUAGACUGUUGGGCCUUAGGAUGUAUAUUGUAUUCUUUGAUCACAUUGCGGCAUCCUUUCCCUGAAGGUAACAAAUUAGCAAUCGUGAAUGGCAAGUAUCCACCGUUACCGCCCAAUCCACGGUACGCAUGUUUGCACGACUUGGUGAAGGGAUGUCUGCAAGUUUCGCCCAUACAGAGGCUGACGACCGCUCAGCUCUUGGAACGCCUGGCGGCAAUUGCCGAGUCGAACGACUUUGAUCUCAGAGAACCGCCGCAGAUCGAUGUCGCAAUCAAGCCGUCACCACCCCCGCGUCCAACACCACCACCACCAUCGUCGAAUCAGACAACACCGAUGUCAGUCCCUCCGCGUACCACUGCGCCUGUAACAAUGCCGCCGCCAAGACCGGCGCCCGUGCAGACGGCGGCGGUGUCCAAGGUUCCGGCUCCUCAGAGUACGACUGGCCUAUUCAAUUCGCUGAGAGGCGGCGCCGGUAGCAUCCUGCGCAAUCUGAAAGACACCUCCAGCAAGGUGAUGCACACUGUACAACAGAGUAUGGCCCGAACGGAACUGGAUGCGAGUUAUCUGACGUCGCGCAUACUCGUUAUGCCAUAUCCGGCUGACGGAAUCGAGUCUGCCUAUCGGGCUAAUCAUGUGGAGGACGUGAGAGCCUUUCUCCACGCUAGGCAUCCGCCGCCCGCCAAGAUCCAGCUUUACAACCUGUCCCGCGGUCGACCAAACGUCACGCGACUCUCCGGCAGGCACAUUGAUUGUUCGUUCGCUUACGCCACCCCAGAAUCGAAUGCGCCCAUGUUGUUCGCUCUAUAUCAGAUCUGUCAAGAUAUCUAUCAAUAUCUGAAUGCCGAUUUCAAUCACGUGGUCGUGCUAUAUUGUACUGACGGGUAUCGAGCGAGUGCUACAGUGGCAUGCACUCUGCUGAUUUACUGCAGGGCCCUGAUCACCGUUGAGGAGGCGAUUGCCCUGUUCACAACGAGACGCUGCCAGCCGCCGCAUCUGCAACCCUCGGAAUUACGCAGUAUUAAUUACAUGAGUAUGCUCAGUGGCGGCCAGCCUCCGCACACGAAACCGCUUAUUCUUCGUUCCGUUAUCAUACAGCCGGUGCCGUUGUUCACUAGAGCGAAAGACGGCUGUCGGCCGUAUAUAGAGAUUUACAGUAAUGGUGCGCUAGUCUUCACGACGAAAAAAGCUAAUUACGAAGAGAUGAAACUGUUCGGAAUCAUGGAGGGCAAGAUCUGCCUGAUUCUGGGAGACGCGGCCGUGCGCGGUGAUGUCACUCUCGUGAUAUACCACGCCAGGCAACAGCUCGGCCGUGUGAUUGGCAUUAAAAUUGCUUCAGUACACUUUCAUACUGGCUACAUCCCUAUCACCGAGAACACCUUGACGUUUGAGAAAUGCGACCUGGACGAUGCACCCGAGAUCGGCGGCAAGUUCCGCUUUGUACUGAAUGUCAUGAUAGGGGAGGAAAAUUCGAAAAUGUCGAGGGUACCGGCGCCGUGGGAAGCAGAAUCGUGUGUCAAGCCUGUACCGGAUCCUCUGUUUGGUUCAACAUUAGAAAAAGAGGAAACUCUAGAGACCUUUAGGACAGCUCCUCAUCAGGAGGAGAUUCAGAAAGUAUCGUCGAACGAAAUCGACAAAAUUUCACAACACGAAGCGGUACCUCAGCAGCCGGAACAGCCGAAAGAGGAAGAGUCAUCAAGCAAGAUCGAAGAGAACAGCUUUCAGGAGGCUGAUUUGUUAAAUCUCGGCAUGCCGGAAAAUACCAAUAAUACCUCAAGUACUUCCGCAUCGGCGGCAAAUCCAGGAUUAGAUAUAUUUUCUAAUUCUAGUCAGAAUGAAAACGAUCUCUUGGGUGGUUUCGGCGUGUCGGCGCCGAAGACUGCCAAUUCGAUACCUUUAAUUAACAAUAACGCCUCGACUGAUUUGCUGUUCGGACAUGACAGUUCUGCGACAAGGAGCAGUCACACUCCUAGCAACAACAAUUUGAACAUGAACGACUUGCUAUUUGGACAGAGUCAGACAACGCCAUCGAGUAAGGAAGUCAAUGAUCUAAUGUUCGAUCCGUUGGGUGGAAACGCUUCGGGCAAUCUUUUCGGCGAUCUCGCGGCGGAUACCGCGAAAUUGAACACCACUAAGAUCCCGAAUCCCGAAGAAAAUUUUCCGCGAAAUGCUAGUGUGCCGAACUUCGCCGCUCAGAUUAAUAAGGAUCCGUUUGCUAAUCUAACCGGCUCAUUGGGCGCCGGUCUCACGGGCAGUUGGAAUGGCACGCCGAAGAAUUCAAAUACCCCGCGGUCGGCGAGCCCGGUACCCGCGAGCACGCCGAUCCAUUCCAGCCCGAAUACGAUGCAUAAACCCAACGAAGCGAGUAAUGGUGCAAACAGUGGCACCUCGAAGGAGAAAACAAGCGGCGAUGCGUUUGAGGAUCUGCUUGGUAGCCAGGGAUACAAUUUCUUCAGCUCGCGUAAGGCAGAUAAGGACAGCCCGAAGACAAUAAAUCAGAUGCGAAAAGUCGAAGCGGCGAAGUCAAUGGAUCCCGACAGAUUGAAGAUCGCCGAGUGGACGGAAGGCAAAAAAGGAAAUUUGCGGGCCUUGCUUUGCUCGAUGCAUACAGUUAUGUGGUCAGACGCUGAAAGAUGGCAACGUUGCGAAAUGCAUCAACUGGUCACGGCUGCGGACGUCAAAAAAGCUUAUAGAAAAGCUUGCUUAGCUGUGCAUCCAGACAAGCAAGUAGGCACACCAAAUGAGAAUAUAGCAAAGUUGAUUUUCAUGGAGCUGAACAAUGCAUGGAGUACGUUCGAAAACGAUGCGUCGCAACAGAAUCUAUUUAGCUAAUUUUAAUGAUUAUUAUCUGUUAUUGAGAAUCUAUCUCUGUAAUUAAUUUAGUUCCUAGCGGAAGGGGAGCUAAGCGGGUGAAGCAGGGAUCUUGUUAUCCCGUUGGGAUAACUGCAUCCAUGUAAUUGUGCAUUCCGAUGACAUUAUUUUAGCUGUAGAGAGAAAGACAGGGUGCGCGAGAGCGAGAGAGAGAAAGUAAAGUCUUCAGAGGUGACAGCGAGUUCGGCGAAGCAGUGCUUCGGGACAUGUCUCCUUAUUGUUUCAACGCCUUGUAAACCUAGUUAAAAUGCCCCCAAUUAUGGCAGUGCGGCGUAACGUAUAUAUGUAUAUAACGCAAAUGUACAUUAAAAAGAGGAUCCUAAAUAUAUGAAGCUAUUUUCCGGCCGAAAA